Messenger RNA from Platichthys flesus (European flounder), 8718 nucleotides. It is a transcript of the gene myh14, whose product is annotated as myosin, heavy chain 14, non-muscle. Gene Ontology annotation, molecular function: cytoskeletal motor activity; ATP binding; actin filament binding. The record is from RefSeq and is a predicted model, not a curated record. Lineage: Eukaryota; Metazoa; Chordata; Actinopteri; Pleuronectiformes; Pleuronectidae. Gene Ontology annotation, cellular component: myosin complex.
AGAGCGCUGCGAUGAUUAGAGCCGCAUAUGCGGUAUCACACACACCUACCAGGCAGGAAUAUACCCGAGAAACAGCCGCGUCCCGGUUCUCCCCGCACCGCAGCCUUACCCACGACUCCCAGCGGAACCUGAAGUGCCAGUAGUACCAUGUCCAGGUCAACGGGGGGUGGCGUCAACGAUGUCACCCGCUAUCUUACAUCGGGGACGGCGCCAGGGUCUCCCACCUCCAACCCCUCAUUCACUUCUUCCAGCCAGGCCGACUGGGCGGCCAAGAGGCUGGUGUGGGUGCCAUCAGAGAAGCAUGGGUUUGAAUCGGCCAGUAUUCGGGAGGAGCGCGGCGACGAGGUGGAGGUGGAGCUCACAGACAGCCAGCGGAAGUUGACUCUGUCCAGAGAGGAGGUGCAGCGGAUGAACCCUCCUCGCUUCAGUAAAGUGGAGGACAUGGCCGACCUCACCUGCCUCAACGAAGCCUCAGUGCUGCACAACAUCAGAGACAGAUACUACUCUGGUUUGAUCUAUACUUAUUCAGGCUUGUUCUGCGUGGUGGUGAACCCUUACAAGAACCUGCCCGUCUACACAGAAUCCAUCGUGGAGAUGUACCGCGGCAAAAAACGCCACGAGAUGCCCCCGCACAUCUAUGCCAUAUCAGAGGCCGCCUAUCGCAGCAUGCUACAAGACAGAGAAGAUCAGUCGAUCCUCUGCACAGGCGAAUCUGGAGCUGGGAAAACGGAGAACACGAAGAAAGUCAUCCAGUAUUUGGCUCACGUUGCCUCCUCCCAUAAGGGUGGCGCUAGGAACAAGGAAGCCAUGCAGAGUUUACAAUAUGGCGAGCUGGAGAGACAACUGCUGCAGGCCAACCCCAUACUGGAGGCCUUCGGCAAUGCAAAGACUGUCAAGAAUGACAACUCUUCUAGAUUUGGUAAAUUCAUCCGCAUUAACUUUGAUGUGGCGGGAUACAUCGUUGGUGCCAACAUUGAAACCUACCUCCUUGAAAAGUCUCGGGCCACUCGUCAGGCCAAAGAUGAACGGACAUUCCACAUCUUUUACCAGUUGUUGUGUGGAGCUUCAGAACAAACAAGAGCGGACCUGCUCUUAGGAACUGCUGACGAGUACCGUUAUCUCAGUGGAGGUUCCAUCCCAGUUCCAGGGCAGAGCGAUUCAGACAACUUCACUCAGACCAUGGACUCUAUGGCAAUUAUGGGCUUCACCCCAGAAGAAUCAAUAUCCAUGCUGAAGGUGAUCUCCUCUGUGCUCCAGUUUGGGAAUAUAAGCUUCACGAAGGAGAAGCACCAUGACCAGGCCUCCAUGCCUGAUAACACAGCUGCUCAGAAACUGUGCCACCUGCUGGGCAUCAAUGUGCUAGAGUUCACUCGUGCCAUCCUCACGCCUAGGAUCAAAGUUGGCCGAGAGUAUGUGCAGAAGGCCCAGACGAAAGAACAGGCUGACUUUGCUAUAGAGGCCUUGUCGAAGGCCUCGUAUGAGCGUCUGUUCAGAUGGCUGGUGCACAGGGUCAACAGAGCUCUGGACCGCAGACAGAGACAGGGAGCCUCCUUCAUAGGGAUCCUGGAUAUUGCUGGAUUUGAGAUCUUCCAGCUAAACUCCUUUGAGCAGUUGUGCAUUAACUUCACCAACGAGAAGCUGCAGCAGCUCUUCAACCACACCAUGUUCAUCCUGGAGCAGGAGGAGUACCAGCGGGAGGGCAUUGAGUGGAACUUCAUUGACUUUGGCCUGGACUUACAGCCCUGCAUUGACCUCAUUGAGAGACCGGCCGGCCCACCCGGUGUUCUGGCCCUGCUGGAUGAAGAGUGUUGGUUCCCUCGGGCGACAGACCGCUCAUUUGUGGAGAAGCUGUCUGCUGAGCAAGGCACCCACCCAAAGUUCUUCAAACCAAAGCAGCCACGUGUGGAAGCGGACUUCUCCAUCAUUCACUAUGCUGGAAAGGUGAACUAUAAGGCAGAUGAUUGGUUAGUGAAGAACAUGGAUCCUUUGAACGACAAUGUGGCAUCCCUACUUCACCAGUCUUCUGAUACUUUUAUCUCAGAACUCUGGAAGGAGGAUAUCCAAACUCUUCCUCGUGUUUACUUCUUUGAUUCCUAUGCCACACUACAGGCUAAUGGCUCCGACAUGGACCGGAUCAUAGGUCUGGACCAGGUGUCGACAGGAGAGAGCAGCGGGCCGGUCUCAUUCGGUGCCGCGGGACUGAAGACAAAGAAGGGAAUGUUUAGGACUGUCGGUCAGCUUUACAAGGAGUCUCUCACCAAGUUGAUGGCCACACUGAGGAACACCAACCCCAACUUCCUCCGCUGCAUCAUCCCUAACCACGAGAAGAAGUCAGGUAAGCUGUCCCCACAUUUGGUUUUGGACCAGCUGAGGUGUAAUGGAGUUCUGGAGGGGAUCCGAAUCUGCAGACAAGGCUUCCCUAACCGCAUCCCAUUCCAGGAGUUCAGACAGAGAUAUGAGAUCCUGACUCCUAAUGCUAUCCCUCGCACCUUCAUGGAUGGUAAACAGGCAUCAGAACUCAUGAUCAGGGCUCUGGAGCUCGAUCACAACCUUUUUAGGGUGGGUCAGAGUAAAGUCUUCUUCAGAGCUGGAGUCCUGGGUCAUCUGGAAGAGGAAAGAGACCUAAAGAUCACUGACACCAUCAUACGCUUCCAGAGCGCUUCAAGAGGCUACCUCGCACGCAAAGCCUUUUCGAAGAAGCAGCAGCAGCUCAGCGCUAUGAGAGUGAUGCAGAGGAACUGCGCUGCCUACCUCAAACUCAGGAACUGGCAAUGGUGGCGGCUGUUCACUAAGGUGAAGCCCCUGCUGCAGGUAACCCGGCAGGAUGAGGAAAUCCAGGUAAGGGAAACUGAGCUCCAGAAGGCAAAGGACAACCUCACCCGAGUGGAGCUGAACUACACUGAGCUGGACAAGAAACACCUUCAGCUGGUGGAGGAGAAGUCAGUGCUGGCUGAUCAGCUGCAGGCGGAAGCAGAGCUGUUUGCAGAGGCAGAGGAGAUGAGAGCCAGGCUUGCCAGUCGGAAACAGGAGCUGGAGGAGGUACUAGGCGAGCUUGAGAGUCGACUGGAGGAGGAGGAGGAGAGGGGCGUGCAGCUGACCAAUGAGAAGAAGAAGAUGCAGCAGAAUAUACAGGACCUGGAGGAGCAGUUAGAGGAGGAGGAAAGUGCCCGACAGCGCCUCCUGCUGGAGAAAGUUACCUUGGAGACUAAAGUGAAAAGUCUGGAAACUGACCUGCUGAGUACUGUGGAGCAGAGAGACCGACUGAGCAAGGAGAAGAAACAGUUUGAGGAGCGACUAAGUGAGGUCACUGACCAGGUCACUGAGGAAGAGGAGAAAACCAAGAGUCUGACCAAACUCAAGAACAAACAGGAGGCUGUGAUCGCCGACUUAGAGGAGCGCCUUAAGCGUGAGGAGCAGGGUCGCUUGGAGCAGGAGAAAUGGAAGAGGAGGAUCGAGAAUGAAUCAGUGGAAACCCAGGAGCAGCUGUCGGACCUGGGCAUGCUGUCCGCUGAGCUGAGGGGUAGUCUGUCGCAGAAGGAGAAGGAAAUCACCACCUUACAGGGCCGGUUGGAAGAAGAGGGUGCUCGUCGUUCUGAAGCGCAGAGGGCACUGAGGGAAGCCACAUCCCAGGUGUCAGAGCUAAAGGAGGAAGUGGAGAAUGAGCGAGGGAUGAGGGAAAGGGCAGAGAAGCAGAGGCGAGACCUGGGGGAGGAGUUGGAGGCUUUGAGAACUGAGCUGGAGGACACUUUGGACACCACAGCUGCCCAGCAAGAGCUCAGUGUCUGGCUGAGGAGAAGGCGGUGAGUGCUCGGCUCGCAGAGGAGAAGGACAGAGCUGAGGCAGACAGCCGAGAGAAGGACACAAGAUAUCUUGCGCUGUCCCGGGCCCUGCAGGAGGCCCAGGCAGAGGAGGAGCUAGAGAGAUCCAACAAGCAGCUCCGUGCAGAAAUGGAGCAGCUCGUCAACCAGCAGGAUGAUGUCGGCAAGAGCGUUCAUGAGCUUGAGCGGAGCCGGAGGACCUUAGAAACAGAAGCCCAGAACCUGCGAGUUCAGACACAGGAGCUGGAGGAGGAGCUGACGGAGGCGGAGAACUCGAGGCUGAGGCUGGAUGUCACCUUGCAGGCGCUCAAAGCUCAGUUUGAGAGGGAGAUCAGCACCAACGAAGAGAAGGGAGAGGAGAAGAGAAGGGCACUGAGCAAACAGGUGAGGGAGCUGGAGAUCCAGCUGGAGGAGGAGAGGACUCAACGCUCUCAGGCUGUGUCCUCCAAGAAGCAGCUGGAAGCAGAGCUGCAGGAAUCCGAGGCCCAGCUGGAGACAUCCAGCCGUGGCAAAGAGGAUGCUACGAAGCAGCUACGGAGGCUGCAGGGUCAAAUGAAAGAAGUUCUGCGGGAGCUGGAAGAGACCAAGUUGACUCGGGAGGAGGUGGUCACCCAGUUUAAAGACAGCGAGAAGAAAAUCCAAACCCUCGAGGCAGAAGUCCUGCAAUUAACAGAGGAACUGUCUGUAUCAGAGAGACAGAAGAGACAGGCUCAGCAGGAAAGAGACGAGGUCGCUGACGAGAUGUUCAACAGCAGCUCUGGAAAAACCGCGUUGUUUGACGAGAAGCGGAGGUUAGAGGCUCGGGUCAGUCAGCUGGAGGAGGAGCUGGAGGAGGAGCAGACUAACGCUGAACUGCUGGCAGAGAGACAAAGGAAGAUGACUCUGCAGGUGGAGACGAUGACGGUGCAGCUGCAGGGAGAGAGGACUUUGGCCCAGAAGGCGGAGGCUGGCCGGGAGCAGCUGGAGAGGCAUAACAAGGAGCUGAAGUCCCGGCUUGGGGAGAUGGAGGGAGCAGUGAGGGGCAAACACAGGCUCAGUGUCGCCGCCCUUGAGGCCAAGAUCGAGUCAAUGGAGGAGACAGUGGAACAGGAGAGACAGGAACGAGCCAUCGCCAACAAACUGGUGCGAAAGACUGAGAAGAAACUGAAGGAGGUGAUGAUGCAGGCAGAUGAAGAGAGGAGACAUGCAGACCAGUACAGAGAACAGCUUGAUAAGUCCAUGGUCCGACUGAAGCAGCUGAAGAGGCAGCUGGAGGAGGUGGAGGAGGAGAACUCUCGCUCCAACGCCCAGAAGAGGAAGCUGCAGAGAGAAAUGGAGGAGCUCACUGACAACUGUCAGACCAUGAUGCGAGAGAUCGCCUCGCUCCGAAGCCAGCUCAGCAUCCCUGAAUGGAGACCAGAAAUGCGUGUUCCGUUGAACCUGGCGAUGCGUGGACGCAGAGCGUUGGUCGAUGACCUCUCAUUAGAGAACUCUGACUCAGAAGAGCCUCCAGCCUCUCCGACGCCCUCCUCUGGAAUCCCGGGAACUCAAACUCCCGCCUCUGAACACAGUCUGGACCCUCCACCCCCUUAUAGUGUCAACAACACAGAGUGAUGGACACGUAGACUCAGUCACACACAUAAAACGUAAACACACGCACACACCACACACACGCGCACACACACACACACACACUUACACACACACACACACCAACACACACACACACAAACAAACAUAUAGUCUGGACUAGUGGGGGGUGAAGGAGUGACACACAAACCCUACAUAAUAACACUAGUUUAUAAAAAGAAAUGGUAAGAAAGAAACAGAAAGACAUAUAAGAUGUAUAAGAAGUAUACGUCAGACGCUUUAACUAUAAAACAACCUGAUAUGUUAAGUACAGAAAAUGAUGUAAAAUUGAGAAUUUACAAAGGGGCAACUGGAAAUAAUUUUUGUUUUAUAACUAACUGUGACCUAAACUAAGCGACAUAACAGACACUGGAGAUUUCUACCUUACAUUGCAUCUCUGUAAUGUACUUCUAAGAAUCUAAACUCCAUCUCCCAGGGUUCCAAAGGGGAAAGUGAAUUGUUACCAGCUGAUUUCACGAUGCUGUACAGUGCUCAGAGAGCAGAAAACAUGGUGUUCAUGUCUUUUACAUUAGGAGGUAUUUCAAACCUAAGCCAUGUUUAACCCGUUGAUGAGGAUUGAAUAAAUACACAAUCUGAUUUCACAAAGGGCUGCUGGAGGUUGAAAAUACUUCUGAGAGGUGUUAAGACAAUCUAUAUUAAUGUUACAUAGAAAAGCCAAUAAGAGGAAAUCAAAUGAGGACAUGGAAAAGAGAGUUUCACUUUCUUUAUGAGCGUGUGUUUUGUGCAAAUGUGAUGGGGGUUUUUGACAUCUUAAUAUGGCAAUUAACUUUUAUUUUAAUAAUGGAAAUUGAAUUAUCUGGAAAACAGAAAGAAAAAAACAGUGAGGUACACAAAACAGUAUUUAAUCAAAUUUAGUUAAGUAACAUAUUGAUCUCAUUUUCAUGUCACAGGUCAGUUUCAGCUCAUUUGACCAUAAAAAGCAGUCCAUUGUACAUGCAGUCACACUAAAGGUGGGAUUAAACGAUAAAACCUUUUUCUAUAGAUUAGAAUGAGUAUGUUAGACAAUGCAGUAGUUUAUUAGAUUGUUUCUUUAACUAGAAUCUUAACAAAUUGCUUCAGAAAUCAGAAAUUUGUAUAAUUUAUAUGAAAUAUGACCUUAAGUUAUUGAUCACUGGUUGUUUCCUGUGCGGCUCAGUUUCGUGUCAGAAGUUGCUUUGAUUAUUUCUGCUCCUACUGGCACUGCAUGUUGGGUCACGUGUGUUACAUGUCGGGCAGGUUUGCCUCGUUUCACUGAGCGUAACAGUAUCGGGUCUCUUUGCAUGGAUGACCACUGGGGUUAGAGUCGUUGCUGGUGUAGAAAUCAACAACAGCAACACAACUGCUGCUGUAUUAAUUUGUUUCUACCCAAAGCAACUCAAUACAUCUUUUGUUUUUCUCGUUUUAGACUGAUAAAACAUCACAUUUUAUUUUGACACACAUCUUGUACAUUAUAAUUUUGCUUUUUACGGACUAACUGUGUAAAUUAUUGAUCAAACAAUGCUUUUCUUUUUAACCAAAUGGUGGGCGUAUGGAUGAGAAAAAGGGAUUUAGAGCUGUAGUAAACGUAGAAUAGUGGUCAAGUAGAGUAGAUGGGAGGAGUAGAGGCCGGUGAGGUGUUCAAGUCUCAUCCAGUGACUCUGCUGGAGGAUUUCUUCAGUAGAAUAACGUCGCACUCUGCUCACAGCUCCUGUUUAGACCAUUGUAGAAAUAAGUGAGCACGAGACUCAAAGCAUUUUCAGAAAGUAGUAUUAGAUAAAAAAGACAAUGGAGGCACUGAGGAGUUCAUGUUUAUAAAGCAAACAGCAAGUAGAACAAAUAGUAGAUUUUUUUACCCUAGAUAUCGAAAGUCAAAAUGGCAAACAUUCGUGUGCACCAAACAGAUGGAGUUUGAUGAUGACCCGGCUGUGAAAAACAGUUUUGAGGUUAAUCCUCUGAAUUUUUUUAUCAUUUAAAAGAUGAAGGUCAUUUUAAUUUAAUUUACUUUAGUUCGGGACCUUCGUCAGCACCUGUUGCCUGUCACAGCUUUAAGACUGAGGAUGUUCAUGUGGUGUCUGCAAACAGAAAUGUUUGAAAGGAAUAGCUCAACAUGUUGGUUAGUGGACCUAUUUGUUUAUUUGACCGUUAAAUGUGAAGAUUAAUUUACACCUUUAUGUGCUGCUCCAUUUCUUACACAGAUGCUGUAAGCACAGAUUCUGGAAAUCACUGCUGCAGGUUAAAAGUAGUCGGACAAAUGAUUCCCCGUCAAACAGCUUCGGACGUUUCCCCCAUGAUGUUGACCUGUUCCUUUGAUGAAUUGAGACAUGCUGCUUAAAUUAGAAAGAAUGUCGCUGGCGCUUUAACUCAUAAUUGGAACUAAAUAACGAUUGUGUAGCUAAACUCUUACAUAUUAUGUUCCUGGAAUUUCUCGAAUGUUUUGUUUUCUAGAUUUAUGUUGAUACUUUAUGGCAAAGGGUUAAUGAUCCAGCUGGUGUUUACAGUUGAUGACACACAGGACCAGUACAGUACAGUUCUCUGUUAUCAGGGUUGUUCUGAUUGCCCCUUUCUCUUCUUCCUUCUGUUUAAUUAACAGGUUUAUAUUGCACUGAGAAAACAAGACCACUAAGUGUGUGCACUACUCUGCAGGCCUGAUGUCCAAUGUGUAUCAUAGCUUUUUGCCACCAUAAUGCACAGUUAGUGACGGCGGAAGAAAGAUCCGACCAGUCGGGUCGAGAAAGAGUUUGACUACUGUGGACAUAUAUUUAACACCCUACCAAAGGGUUACAUUUUUUAAUUUCUGUAUGUACAUUUGUUUUAUUUUACUAAUAUGCAAAUGGUUUUGUUGGAAGCUGUGUUUUUUUUAAGAUAUUGUGUAAAUGCUGCACUUUACACACUUACCAGUGAGGACAAACACAGGCGUGCUUUGUCAGGUUAUAAUUUAUCCCAAGGAGGCUGACACAGCAUAAAGCCAAAUGAGCUGAUAUUUUUGUCGCUCUGUACGAUUCUCCUAAAUGUUCUGAUCUCAAAAUGUCAUAUCAUCGUCUAAGCGUCACGCCCUGAUCGACCGAAAUCUGAAGAGGCGUGGAGUGAACCGCUGGAACGAGAACAGAUGGCUUCUGUUCACCUGUAGCAAGAGACGAGGCUGGUGCUUCUCUGAGGUGUUAUUUUUCUCUGCGUGUUUGUCUAUGGCUACUCUGGAACUUGAAACAUUUUUGGAAACAUGUUUUACUGUUUUAGCCUUUUAUUGUUUGUUAAUGAUGCUGUAAUUAUAAAACAUUUGACUGGGGUUAACUUUAAUAUAUGUUGUUGGUUUUGA